AUGCUCACCCAGUCUUUGAUAUCAAAGAUAUUCGCCGUCACCAACCACUUGCCCAUCGUUGAUCAGCUGCAAGAAUACGCGACCAACCAAACGGUUGCCGUUAUUCCAAAUCUUUCACUGGACAGGCUUGUGGAUGAUGAUUUUAUUGCUGCAUUUUGUAUGAAAGGUAAUGUUACUGUGCUUCCACUGAUCCACUGUCCGGAAUUCAUGUUCAGUGUUCAAGAAUGCUACCGAACGAACUUGCGUCAACCGAAAUUCAUGCGCAACGGUCCUUUGCAUCGUCGUUUGCGGCAAUUUUUAUCUUCCUGUUCAAGGUCACUGGGUGCCAAACACGUGACUUGUUUUGUCAAUUGGACCCCGGAUCCCGUGGGUUCUGGAGUCGCUCUGAAUAGUAGUAGUAUCAGUUCUCUAAAUCCCCUGUCCCUUGCCCGAUAUCUCAGUUCAGAUAAUUAUCAUGUGAUCAAGUCAAUGGUCGAAGUGACCCAACGCACCCUCCAUCUGCCCGAACUUUUCAUCCAGUCAUCCUCUUCUGCACCGUGCAAAACAGAGGAGAACACACUCUCCUCGGUUGUGUUCGAUGCGGAUCGAGCCCGUGGUGCAUUUCAGUUGCUUGCUCUUGCUGUUACCGGACUUGGUCACCCCCCAGUACAGGCUCCUGAUAUCAAAAAUGACGCGUAA
Messenger RNA from Echinostoma caproni, 678 nucleotides. Lineage: Eukaryota; Metazoa; Platyhelminthes; Trematoda; Plagiorchiida; Echinostomatidae. The record is from the annotation of a GenBank genome assembly.